AUGACAGGUAUGUUAUAGUGGACUGUGGAUGCAAUAUUCUGUAUGGACAGGUGUCAACUAUUGGUUAUACGGUAUCAAUACGGAACAGCUAUUACGUCGUUUGUUAUAGUUAUCGCGGUAGGAAAUUUAUUUAUAUAAUUUGUCAGGGAAAAAUACAGGGAAAUGUUGGUUGUAGGCCUAGUAUACAGCCGUGAGUAACGGCAAUCGCUCGCCCUUUUAAUUAGUGGUUUAUUUACCAGGCUUUGUGCCGAAAUAUGCCAUAGGCAUGCAAUUAAUUCUUUAUUACUUGGCAAGUCCUUUCUAAUCUAGACUCGUAGAUGAAAUAAACAGAUUGUUUCAUUGUAUACGUCAGUAAAAAUUGGAGUGUGACCCAAGAAAGAUUCUUCAUAAGUCACGGUUCUAUUAUGGCAAUUUUGUUAAGGGAAACAACUUGCGACGCCCCUAUAGCUUGCAAUAAUAUUUAUUUAUGGUGACUGAAUGUUCUCAAUCAUAACAUCUUCAUUAUAUAGCUACUGAUGAAGAACAAGGAAACAACUUUAAAAGACAAUCAAGUAAAUGAGCACUGCAUUGAUUUUGGAUAAGAAAUAGAACUUAAACAUCGGGUUAAAGACAUUAAAAUUAUCUUCCUUUUUAUAUCAUAUAUGUAAACCAACUAGUUCUUGGCCAAACUUUUAUUUUUUAUGUAAACCCAAGAAACUACGUUGUUUUUUUCAUGUAAGCCCAAGAAACCACAUGCAUAUGAUGGAAAAGCUUAUACUCUAAAAUUUUUUUCAAGGAGUCAAUCCAGGAAUAUGUCCAAGAUAUUCAAGCACAGGACGUUUUGGACGUUGUGCAGAUGAAUGCCAAACUGACGCAGAUUGUGGAAAGACCAAGAAGUGUUGCAGGUCAACAUGCAUAGGACUGAAAUGCGUGUCACCAUGUAAGAUGUUUUCAGUAAAAUAAACAAGCAGUAGAAUACAAUUAUAUAAUAAUCAAUAUAAGAAUGUAUCACCCCAAAAUUUCAGAAAAUAUAAAUCUAGCUAAAGAUCAACAUCUUCAGAAAUGUAUGUGGAUCGAAAACAUGCAGGAACGAAAUUAAAUUACGUUUUUAUAUUUUGAAUCGACAUAUACUGUAAAAUAAGAUCAGAUCUUGCAAGAUCUCGAAUACUAGAGUAUCAUGCGAGAAAAAAACUAAUAUUAGGUGUGUAAGAUUGCCGUCUGAUAGAUAAAAACCUACUGAGUACUGUGUCCGGAUUUUAGGUAAAACCUUCUCUAAAUAUCGGCACAUAAUGCUAACCUAAGAGCAAAAAUAAAAUUUCACAUACCUGUGCUAAAAGCGGCUUUCUGAUUGGUUCCGUGAGCAGGUGAGUUAUUUCGAACUCUUCUGCCCUUCGCCACACUUAUGCACCCGCGAUAAAACUUCUUACGUUGCCGUCCGCGUCAAUAACAAAGGCGGGCAAGAUUUAGCCGAUAAACAUAAAAUUUAAAGAACUUUUUUCGGUAACUCACCUGCUGAAACUGAAGAAAACCAAAGAAAAAAUGCGAUGUUUAAUGUUUAAUUAUAUAUAUUUUUGUACAUUCUCCCAGAAAGUACUCAAAACUAGUUAUUUCAUUAACUACAUUAACCCCAGUUAUAUCACAUUAAUAUUUUCAACAGCGUGUAAAUGUCUUAAUGGAGGAAUUUGUGACGCAAACUUUCGCUGUGUUUGCUCUAUUGGAUUUUCUGGCAACAGUUGUGAGUUUGGUAAGUACUAUAUAGUUGUCCUGUCAGGUCUUUCACAUAAUUAGCGCAAAAAUAUUUGCCAAAACUUUUGCAUUAAAUUGGUCAUUUUAAUUAUAAUAAUUAUCAUGAAAUAAGGCGUGUUACUGACCUUGCUGGCACAAUCCACAAUUCCUGCAAUAGACCUUUGCAUUUAUUACCCGUUCUAUUGAAUAUAGUGGCUCAAUUCAAGUUAUAUAUAUUAAGCUUGUAUUAAGAAUUAAGGUCAAUCCGUAUUACACGUCAGGAGAUUAAUGCACUCAGGAUAACUAUUUUAAGUAUGAUUGAAUCUAUUUCAUCUGCUAAUCCUAUAAAAAGAUUACCCUUGGAAUGUCCAAAAUCCAUUUACAGCCGACAAUUUGAUAAAAGAAUAUAUAAAAAAAUAAGGGGCUUUUUAGAUAAUCUUGCAUGGUUUGCAGGAACGGGUGGAAGGUGAGAUGAUUGAAAUAAAUCGAAAGUUAAAACGCCGAUUAAAAUAACUCAAAUGUUUUGGAGAAGACCUCGCAGUUGAAGAAGAUUAUUCUUGCUGCUUGAACAACCUGUCGCGUUUAUACAAUUAUACUACUAUUUUAUCUAUAGAUAAAUAAUGUAGUUUUGCUGAAUCGUGCAACGUAACAUUUUUCAAUCAUCCCGCCUCACAUAUCUUCUCGGUUAAGCGAGAUCAUGUAAACUGCCACAAAAACACGGCAUUUUGCAAAUCCAAGAUAUGAAUUAAGAUCAUGACAAAAAAUUUAUCGUUUUAUUUACCAUUGAUUUUAAUCCAUAUCUUGGUCUUGGAUUUGCAAGAUUCAUUUCAUUGGAAUUUGUUUUAUUUUAUAGUCUAAUUAGAGUGUGGUUAUGAGGAGUAGAUACUCGCAACUACAUGAAUAAGGAACUGCUGUAGAAUUAAUAUGUUGCAAUGACUUCUUUCUUUUUAUUAAUAUGUUGCAAUGACUUCUUUCUAAAAUGAAGUGCAGUCGUUUUCCGUUGUACAAUAAAAUUAUUAUUUUAUUGUACAACGGAAAACGACUGCAUUUCAUUUUAGAAACUUUGUUUUUCGAUCAAAUUUGAAUCUUAGUUCUAAAAUAAAUAAAAUAAAAUAAAAUAACGUAAAUUGUAUUUUGCGUUUAGGCAUCAGAAUAGCACGAGACAGUUGUGUAAAGCAGAACAUCGCGAUCAAGUAUGGGACCGUAUCAUCCGAUACCCUCACACUUAAUGUUUCCGAGGCUAGAGCUAACAUGCAGCAACUUGCUGAUAUCGGGAAAAAAGAAUUAAAUAGUAAAUGUAGAUCAAAAGCGACACUUAGACUUGGGACUGUACAGGUAUCUGAGUCAUCAGGCUACACGAUCGAAGCAUCGUUGGAAUAUUUAGUAUAUGCAGGGUACAUACGUUGGGAUUUCGCCACGUUUGUUGCGAAUGCUAAUCUAUUUCAAGAUAUAGUUAAUGACCCUAAGAAAGCUCCCGCUAUUCAAGGGCAGUAUUCGUCGUAUGGAGCAACAAACGUUACUAAAGGUUCUAGUGGUUUAAGUGUCGCAUCAACUUGCUGUAAUUCUGGCUCGGUUGUUAACAGAGGAUCUUGCCGUACGUUUUACUUUAUUUAUCAAGCCAACAACAGCAACAACAACAACAACAACAACAACAACAACAACAACAACAACAACAACAGCAGCAACAGCAACAACGCCGACAACGACAACGACAACGACAACGACAACGACAACGACGACAACAACGACGACGACGACGACAACGACGACGACGACGACGACGACGACGACGACCUAAAGCCAAUGAAUAGCUAUAAAUGUGAAUAAAAUAAUUAAAAAUAGUAAUUAUAAUAUUUUUAAAUGAUACAGCGGUCAUCCAAGUUUAGUACGAGUUUGCAUAAUUCGAAAUAUAUUUUUCCUUAACAGAACAAUGCAACGCUCAGUUUUAUCACGAUAAAAAUCAAGACAAGUGUAUUGAAUGCCCAGGCAAUACAUACCAACCUAACAGAGGAAGUACAAGUUGUUUAACGUGUCCGUCUGGCCAGAUGCCAAACAGUGCUAAGACACAAUGUGAAGGUAAAAUCAAGUCAAGUUUGGUUAUUGCCCAUCAUACUCUUGGGUUAUAAUCUAUGUUUGGAAUAUUACAUGACAGUUAAUUCCUCAUGUUGAUAAUUCGAUAAUAUAGUCGAAAAUUUUCGUUGCAGUGGCCUGUGUCCCAUCGUGUCAAAAUAAUGGAAUUUGUAGAAACGGUCUCUGCUACUGUCCUCAAGGCCAUGAAGGGGUGUCUUGUGAAAUACGUAAGUAUUCUCAAGCGUGGCCGUUCGCCGUUUUAAAUUAUUUCUUUAUACAUCAUUUAGUUGCCUUGAAUAUGCCUAGUUAGGUUUGGGCUACUUUUUUCUCAACAAUGUUCAUUUUAAUUAUUGCAUGUGUAAUUCCAACCUUUUCGUCCCGUCCGAAACAAUGCAGUCUGUAUAGUUCAGUAAGGUUGAAAAAACGCGCAUCCAACUAAAAUUAAGCAGCCGCUGUAGACAUUAAUUCAUUCUAUGGUCUUCUAUACAUCUGACUAGUGACAUCAUUGCAUGUGACAUAAUCGUUACAUCAAUUUACAAUACUUAAUUAUAACUUCGUGUAAUACUAGUAUUAUCCGUAUCUUUUUCCCAAAGAAGAAGCAACUGGGAUGAUACAACAGUUUGGAAACAUUUUUUACCUGUGAUUAAAAGUAAAUAAAACACUGUGAAAGAGUCGUAACCUAGUCUCAUUUCAAACAAACAUCGUAUUUACAAAAGAAUAACGAAAUACUAAUUAGUUACAAGCAAUACGCUUGCAUGUUAUUUUUGUUUGCCUCCAGUAUGAAUUGUCAGCAUUACGUAAUACCAACAACGUCCUUUACUUGUGCCAAUUAGCCAUUGUUGCAGCAAAACAUGCUGAUAUAUGGAGUACGAUUUUCCUAAUAAGAUGGCAAUUCUACCAAUAUGCGUCCUGAAACCCUCUUAUGCAUGAAUUAAGAUGUCAGGUAAUGAAUUCGACUGUAAAAGGGUUAUUUUGAACCUUUUGUAGCGGUUUGUAUGCAGGGUUGUCAGCAUGGGACAUGUACCUGCCCUGGACACUGUGCGUGUAAUUCUGGAUGGACAGGAAUCAAGUGUCAUAAAUGUAAGUUAGGCGACUUGACGAAAAUCUAGUUCAGCAAUUGAUGCACGUUUUCAGUUUAAUAAUAUUAUGUAUUCAUUGAAGCACGUUUGUCUAAAGUAUACUUAAACGCACACCUUUAUUUUUCUAAUUCCUUUUUAAAUUCAACUUGCAUUGAGUAUUGUGAUUCCUGCACGUUUUCAUGUACUGACAUGAGUAACAGUGUACUAUUCGUCAGUGCUGCACUUGUAUAACUAUAGCUGUGAAACACAAAAGGAUCGAAAUCAUGCUGAUUUACAUGUUAAACUCUAAGUUCAAUUCUCACCAAAUAUUAUCCAUUUAUUUUAAAUUGUUGAAGAAUAUAUUAUGUAGAAUUGAAAUGAAUUUUAUAUUGGAUAUUCUUUAUAUCUGGUAUUUAAACUCACUAAUUUAUUUUGAUCGUCAGAUAUACGCCCGUAUUCUAAAAGCUCACUCACGCUCACACUCAAUGAGUGGAGGUUCAGUCUGGGCUUCUCUUGAGUGUCAGUGCUGUUUUUGAAUACCUGGAGGAUGAGUAGUUGCAUAGUAAGGUACGACACUAACCCUUCAGCUAUUUAAAAACAACACUGACACUCAAGAGAAGCUCAGAUUGAACCCUCCACUCAUUGAGUGUGAGUGAGCUUUUAGAAUACGGGCGAUAAUCUCAAUUUUUACCCUAGCAAUCUGCAGCAAAACUUGUGAAAACGGUGGUGAAUGUGUCGCUCCAAAUACAUGUUCUUGUCCACCAUAUUUUACGGGUCCUCAAUGUACCACCAUAUUUUACGGGUCCUCAAUGUACCACAGGUAAAUCAAGCAUGCAAUAACAUGAUUUUAUUACUAAUCUACUUUUCCGAUGCGUGAAUGGCACUUCAAUCAGUUACGGUCGGAUCAUUCCAUUGUGUUUUCGUUGUUUUGGAAAUCCCAUGCCAGUCAUGCCAAUUAGGGAAAGUACAUUUAUUACACCGGGGGAGGGGGAUGAAGAUGUCUUGAAAAAAGCUCAUAUUUUUACAGGGCCCCUGUUGAGGUUAUUGGUAAAUUUUGAUGCCCCCCCUCCCAAGUUUUUAAAAUUUUCAAUGCCCCCCCUCUAGAAUUCGGAAUCGAAGGAGUACAAUCCGGAAUUCUCUCUUAUCAUAGAUUCAAUUUGCAGUUCCUCAAGAUGUCUGAUAUACUCAAGUGCUUCUCCUUAACAAAACUACCGAUCUGCUGCUUCUUUCAUCUCACUAGCGCCAGAUGAAAUGGCACCGUCUUUAAAACAUUUUAAAUUGGCUCUAGGAGUGGAAUUAUCAACAGGUUGUUGUUGUCCAUCAUUCAGCAUAUUCGGAGACUUGAACACGUUCAUGUAGUGGCCAGGAUUUCCUGGAUCAGGGUAAUGUGCUGGAACCUUACAGUAUGUUGCCCCCACCCAACGUAUCUCCCGGCAUCUGUUGCAAAUGUCUUUGCAUGCCUGUCAAGAAUGCAUGCAAAAGUGCCAGUAUGCUUCAAUUUCUUUAAUUUCCAUCCCGUUUGUACGAAAUAUCCCAUAAACAUAGAACAUAUCAUUCUUGCAAAUUGUAUAUGCUUUUUUGCUUUUUGGCGCGUAAAUUACUUCACAAACCUGGCGCAAAAAAAUUUUAAAUAAGCUAUAGGUGAUUUCCUGUAUCCAUUUAGAAGAGCAGACUAAGGAUAUCUUAAAACUAAAAUCGGUUUCCAAUACAACCAUCAGGGACGUAGCAAAGCAUCUGACAUUUGGGGUGGGGGGGAUGUCAGAGGAUUAUACGUGUAAUAAUUAUAAUAAAGCUUUUUGUGAUUGAUUGGUACUCUUAUACUAAGUUUUGGGAGAAAAGGGGGGUCCUUGGGGUCCUCCCCCAAGAAAUUUUUACAUUUUCGAAGCUCUAGGACUGAAUUUCUGGCGUUUUCUAAAGCAAAUUUCGCAAACAAAUUGCAUGUAAAUUGACUGUAUUUUACAAAAAUGGUUAUCAUUUCACAAAAAUAAUUACUUUAUUACGCAAAUUUUACCUGAAACUGAUGUAAAAAUUUUAACUUUAAUUUGCUGGGGUCAAACCUUUGAAAAGUUUAGAGCCCUCCCUUCAGUAUAUCAAGAACUUUCAGAGCCCCCCCUUUAAUGCCAGAAAAUAUUUCGGAGCCCCCCUUAACAUCUUCAUCCCCCCCCCGGCAUAAUAAAUGUACUUUCCCUUACUUAUAUUCAUUGCAUUUGUUAAUUUGAUAUUUAACAAUAUUAUAAUUGAUUGAGGUUGAGCAUGAUGUGAACAAUUAUCAAAUUAGACCAAGCCUGACGUUUGUCGUACUGAUAACACAAACGGAGGGCUGGUAAUUCUUCACAUCUGGCAAAAACCGAUUUCAAAAUUUUUUUAUUAUUUAUUCAAAAGAUGAAAAAGACACCCGCACCUGUGGGCUGUGGGUUCAAUCCGUCGAAAUAAUGACUAGUUCUCUUUUCCAAAUAUUUUCUUUUUUUCUUUCAUAAGUACGUUUAAAUGUUUCAAAAUAUUUCGUGGAUGGUUUCUUUGAUAUUUCUUGAUUAUAUUUUAAAAGUUGUUUCCUUUAAACCUGCAGACACGGCGCCAUAUUGUUUUAGUCGUGUUCCACAUUUCGUAUUCGUAUUUCCACAGCAUGACGUCGUAACGUUUAAAAUAUGAUUUGUUUCAUAUUCAACGUUAUGACGUUACUUUGUUGAAUAUUAUGUGAAACCUCCAUAUUUGGUCGGUAUUGAGUUGAUGUGACGAUUUUAUAGUUGCCUGUUAGCCAAUCAGUAACCAUGAAUCCUUUAAAAAAAUAAUAAAAUGUGCUAUGAUGCAAAUGAUAUUCGUGCUGGAUCGCAACCACAUUCAGUGAGCCUAAAUCCGGUAACGACUAACAACGUUGUAAACAUACAUGUUAGUUCCAAAACAAGAAACAAUUAUGUCUAGAACGUCGCAAAUCUAAUUUAAGCAAUAUCUAAUCUGAGUUAUUUAAAACAUUGCAGGUACUGUAGGAAGGCAUUUUGAUUGAGCUUUAUCCGGCGGAUAUACGUUUAAUGACAGAGACGUAUAACCUCCUUCGUGAGCCUCCUCCAGAUAAAUAUUGUUUUGCAGUUUCUCAUAUUAGCUGAAGAUGAUUCUUUAACAGAAUUGAAACGAAACAAAUUUGUUUUCUAGAUUUCUGCCGCACGCCAUGUGAAAAUGGAGGAACAUGUCGUGCUGGAAGUUGCAUUUGUCCAAGUGGAUGGACUGGUCCAAUCUGUGAGCAAGGUGAGUGAGGAUUUUUAAUACAUAUCCACAUUCUACUAUUUUCCCGAUAUACGAAAACGAAAACGUGUAAGUAAAUACGUUUCCGGAUAACAUACCAUGCUAAAACUGAUAAAUCUUAAUUUUUAAACUUUACCGAUAUGUACACAAGGUUGUGGGCAAGGAAGAUGUGUUUUGCCUGAGCAAUGCAGCUGUCCUACAAGACUGGGAGGACGUAAAUGUGAACUUUGUGAGUAUAAGUUCUUUGUAAUAGUUUCUCAUAUUAGCUGAAGAUGAUUCUUUAACAGAAUAAAAAAACCGUUAACUAACUAAACCGUUAACUAUUAAUAACCGUUUACUAUUUGUGAGUAUACUUUAUUGGUCCAAGAUUUAAAUUAUGCAUGCAUCUCAAAAAUUGGUAGCCCGCGUGCAGGCCCAAGGGAACUGAUAGUGGGCCUGCAAGCAAGGCCCGGUAUUUUGUACUUUCCGCGUUCGCCCACGAACGCGGCAUUCUGAUUGGCUGUUUGCUGUUGGAUUCUAUAAUUAGGUCAGUGAUUCAUCACAAAGGCUCUCGAUCAGCUCAAAAUUCGAAAAUUGCUCACUUUUUUCGAUUAUAAAUGGAACAAGAACAGACUGUUUAUUGUUUACUUGAAGGAAGAGAUGUUUUUUCCGUUAUGCCAAUGGGGAUUGCUUGUCGUGAGGUGUUGGAAUAGCAACAUUAUGACUGGGGUAAACUAUAGUAACCUUUACUUGAGUUUAAUUAAUUUCAAACAGACUUGAUACGUUAUAUGUUCCUCAAGAAAAUUAUCUUUUGGUUGAUGUAGAGAUGCAGUUGCAUGUAAGCCUAUUCGAAAGACUUUGCGAUUUACAAGGUUUCGCUGAGAGAGCGAAACUGAAGACGGAAUUAAAUUGCCGUUUGAAACGAAACGAUCUGGACGCUCUGAACGCUCUCUUCUUUUGUAGAGUUCUUUACCAAAUGAAAUAACUGAAAUAAAUUUCGUACUUUCCGCCGCCAACAAGAAUUGCACACACGAUCUGAUAAGUGAGACAAUUUAUUUAUAACAAUGCCAAUGGCGACAGGCUGCCGACAGCGCGAAGCACACAUAAUAUAAAUGCUAAUGUGGUCGCACGACUUCCCUCACGAUUUGAAGUUUGAGACUGGUUUUCUGUUGAAAUUCGUCCUAAUUUGCCUGUUCCGAUUUUAGUUGAAAAUGAGCACUUGCAAAUUUGGCAAUUACUGACUGCGUUGCUUGCUUUUUUGGAGUUAAAACGCUGCAAUUUACACAUUGUUUAUGUUCUGAAUAAGCAGAGAAACCCCGCAACAUUUUAAUGCGAGUUUGUUUGUUAAUAUUUGGGUGCAGGGUUGCCAGGUGGUCUGAGCCCGAAAGAGCCAAAUGCAACGUAAAAAGUAGCCAAAUCCGGCCAAAAGAAGCCAAAAUCGAAAUUUAGAGUAAAUCUUCCGAAUUCAAGCGUUCAACACCGAAAAACAGUAAAGAAAAAACGAGUAUUUUAUUAUUUUCGUUUUCCCGCCGUUCGGGGCGAACCGUGUAACCCAGGGAGAGGGUACUAAUUCCGAUCGAAUAUUUACGUACAUCCGGAAUCUCGGAUAAAUGGAUAAUGUAAUCGAACAUAGCAGAGUUUAUAACUAACUUUUACUGAUGGAUGGCAGACUAUUUUUGAAAAGUUGCUUAUUUCAGUAUUUAUUCAAAAAGAAGCCAAAAAGAGCCAAAAAAUAGAAAGAAGCCAAACGAAAUUUUUAGUAGCCAAACAAAGUCAAAAGAAGCCAAAAUCGAGAAAUUUGGCUCUUUUAACGCCAAACUGGCAACCCUGUUUGGGUGCUGUCAUUGGUUCUUUUUUGACAAUUGACGCGCGAAUGGGGCGUGUUAUGAAAAGGGGCGUUUUACAAAAUACCGGGCCUUGCUUGCAGGCCCACUAUCAGUUCCCUUGGGCCUGCACGCGGGCUAAAAAUUUUGAUGUGUCUUAUCUUGCAGUUGCAGUUGCAGUUGAAGUUAGUAUAUUACGCAAUGGCGAUUAGGUGACAAAGCAAGAUACCUGUAUAAACAUUGAUCAUGCAUGGAGAUUCUGUUUAAUUAAGGCUGGUUUACAUUAUCAUACAUAGUUUCGGUUAUCGCAGUAGGAAUUUUGCACAGGUAAAUUCUAAGUUUUGAAAGAUUUGUUAGAAAUGUUUGAGGGAGCUGACUCAGCGUUUAGCAACGAGUCAGUUCCCUCAAACUGUUUAUACAAAUUCAUUAAAACUAAUUGGAAUUCAUUCAUGAAAAAUUCGUGCUGUGAUCACAAAAGUUUCGAUAGUGUAAACUACAUUUUUUGUCUUGUCCAAUCAGUUUCAUUGUAUUUAACUUUACUUCGUAAAGUUUCAUUCUUUAAAAAUAUCAAUUACCAUAUAUGAAUAAGGGGCUAAAUACAACACUAAAAGAAACAGAGAAAAUGGUCUUUAAUCAGUGGUUUAGGAUAAUUGUUUGUCUUAAAUUUACAAUGUAAUUGUAACGGAUUUUUCCUUACUUAACGGCUUCCAAAUAGCUAUGUUGGUGAAUUUGUUAGAGCAAAUAAAUCAACUAAAUGCAAAAAAGGUUUUUCUGAAGUAUAUGUUGCCUCAAUAAGUAUUCCCAAUAUUUAGAUACAUUUUUUAUUGAAAUCUUUGUAUUUUUUUAACCUUUUUUAGCAAUCAUCACUACAACAGCUACACCAACGUUUGGAGGUAUGUAUGAUUUUUUCACUAUGGUUGUGAAGAUAGCAAGUCAGGUGAGCAAAUGUCUUUUAGUGCACGAGAUAUCGCUUCUUCACCAUACGCACAUCUAGAGAGAAACCAAACGGGUUCCAUUGAAGAUUGCAAUGAAAUGAGGAUCUUGUAAAUAAUUUUCCAGAAUUUCCUUAGCUUUCUAGGGCAUAUACCCUCCUGUGCCCCACGCCCCUGUUCAACGUGAGAGGUGACUUGAUUUCUAGAUGCUUAUAAUCAUGACAAGAGAAUCAAAAAACAAGUUUGGUAUUAAUUUUCUUUCUAAUUAAAGGUGUUCUUUUUCAUUACAGUUUCUCCGGUUUAUCAUGAUCCGAGUUUGUGCUUUACGUUUGGUCAAACCCACUAUAAGACAUUCGAUGGAAAAUAUUUUUAUUAUCCUGGAAAGUGUAAAUACAGUUUGGUUGAAGAUUGUGACGGCAGCGGUAGUGCCAUCCAAGUGGCAAAUGAUCCGAAAUGCACCCACCUCACAGACUGCGCACGCUCAGUGCAUGUCUAUCUUGGAGGAACCAUCAUUAAGGUAGAUACUCAAAACAUUAUUUUAACUUAGGCCACCUUUACACGAUCCCGGGCUGAAUUUCAACCGGAUUUGUGUUUACGCGAACCUGCGUUUAAUACCAGACGUUGAGUUGAAAAGUGUCGCGUGAAGGAUAGCUCGGUAAAAGUGAUGACAUACUGUAAAUGCGAUGAGGAUGAGUUCAUGGUGCAGUAACUAUAGUAACCGAAAUCGCACACCUUUUAUUGCGGUAUAAUUUCAGUAUUGAAACGCCUUUAUUUGUCCGAUAAUCUAAUAUAAUUACCAAACCUUAAUUCCAUGCACAUAUAAAAUGUAAAUACUAUAAUCAACGCAAAAUUUCUGCUAUAACAUUGAUGGAAUUUAUUUAAUAUUAACUCAAUCUGUGUGAAAUCUGUCUACAGCAUUGUCAAUGACGGAUUAAAAUUAUAUCAUUAAUUCAUUCUUGAACUGUAAGGGGAAGCCAUUCGCAUUUUACAUUUAUUUCUUGAUAGACUAAUUUGAUUCUAACAUUUCUAGCUUGAAACUGGCAAUGUAACGAUUAACGGCAAGUCAGUAACACCACCUUAUUUCGAGAAUAGCAUGGUAAUACAGAAAGUUGGAAACUAUAUUCUACUCUAUGGAUACGAAGAUAUAACCAUUAGAUGGGACGGCCACAAUGGAGUGUAUGUACACUUGCCACCUGCGAAGAGAAAUUCCACAUGUGGUCUGUGUGGAAAUUUUAACGGUAUCCCCGAUGAUGAUCUGAAGACCCCAGAUGGAAGGAUCACGACAUCCAUAGCUAGAUUUGGCAACAGUUGGAGCAGACCUGACGUAAAUGAACAAUGUCGAAAUAUCCCAGAGAGAGAAGUCCAAUCCCCAUGCAGCAAUAAGAGUGAAGCCGAAAUGAAUAAGAUCCGAGGCAAGUGCCAAGUCUUAAAUGACCAUCCCUUCACUCUCUGCUAUGGAUCUGUGAACCCUCAAGGUUUUAUAGAAAUGUGCGUACAGGAUGUUUGCUCGUUGAAUUCUACGUCAGAUCCGGACAGUAUAUGUGAUUCAUUGACACAAUACGAGAGAGCAUGCGCAAAGGCAGGAAUAGCAGUGACGUGGAGGAAGAAAGGUCUUUGCCGUAAGUAAACAUUUGUGUACAACUACAUUUUCACAUGUCAAGGUAUCACAAUUUAAUUCUGUUCUUUGUUCAACAUUUUACAUAAAUUUGUAGUAUAAUGUUUGUUAACUACUUUCACAAAGAUUUUUAAAAAUGAAUAAUUGAACCAAUAAAUGUCGACAUAAAUAUUAAAUGUACUGUAUAGCCUACUAAAAACAUGUUUAUGACCGUCCAAACUGAAAACUCGUAUUAGACCCCUAACAGUUUAUCAUAUAGAUAUAUAAUUGUGGAUAUAUAAUUAGUCAUCACGUGUACUCUUUUAACAUUUGUAGCUGUAAAAUGUGAAAAUGGUAUGGUAUAUGAACCAUGCGGAUCAGCCUGUCCAAGCACGUGCGCAGAUCACGGUAAGUCGAAAUUCCGUUGUCAAAAUCAAUGUGUGGAUGGAUGUCAUUGUCCUAUGGGAACAGUUUUACAAAAUGGACGCUGCUACAAAUUGGAAGAAUGCCCAUGUGAACACAAUAAAAUUUGGCAUAGAGCACUCGCAAGAAUACCAGUUGACCGUAAUGAUUGGUAAGUCUGUUAAUUGUUCUCUAAUGUUUUUCGAUUUUAAACAUUGUUCUUUUAAUAAGGAUUCAAACCAACACUUGUAUUUGAUUCGAAUUUUAGUUAUUGUACUGAGGGUCGUUGGAAAUGCACGAAUAGAGUAUGUCCGGGUAAGUCGUUAUUGAUGUUGGAAUGUUCUUUGGAAGCUCAUAAGAUACGUUUUAGAACCAUCCUCAGAGAUAUGAAACACUUGUUUCUUAUCUUUAAGCUUCUACUGUAGAAGGCCGGCGCUCUACCCAUGGAGCUAUCGAGUCAAUGAAUAUUCAUUUGGUACAUGUAGCCAGUCUUAUCGGCCAAUUUAAGUUCAGGAAAUAUUUUCGUGAGCUUGUCUUUGAGGUCGCGCAGUGUUUCAAUUCUAUGUUUCAAAACCAUCCUAGAGAUAUGAAAAACAAGUCUCAUAUUAUUAGACUGCAGACUGCAGAGAACAACGAAAAAAUCAUACUAGAAACCGGAAGAUUAGGUACUGCAGGAAAAUGUGAUCCAAACCAACAGUCUUGGUUUAUUCCAUUUUUUGUCCGGCCAAUUUCUAAUCGCAAGUUAAAACGAUUUAAGGAAUGUCAAAAGCCCAGAUCAUACCUGUUUUUACGCCAAUGUUCCGGCUGUAUAGUUUGUCACAUGUUCUUGGUGAACUUAGGAGCAGAAUAAUAAAUUAUCUCGACCGGUCUGUGCCAAGCAGGGCAGGAACGAUAAAAAACAGCUGCGGAUUGAGAGAGAUAUAUGAAACUACCUGAAAAAUACAAGCAGAACGUCGACGUUUCGAGCAAAGGUCCUUGGUCUUAUCAUUCAGGGGCCGGUUGUUUAAAAAGUGAUUAAAGUUAACUAUAAUUAGUGGAAACGUCAUCCAAUAAGAAGAGCGUAUUUGAGAGUUAAUCACUAUUUAACUACAAAAUAGUGAUUAAAAAAGUGAUUAAGAGUUUUAUACAACCGGCCCCUGUUGUUUUGUUUGCGAUUCAGUAGAUUUCAUAUAUUUUCUUUGACGUUAUUUUCCUUUGACAUUUUCAGGCAGAUGUUCGGCAAUAGGCGACCCACAUUACAGAACGUUUGAUGGCAAGUACUACUCGUUCAUGGGUCAUUGUAAAUACAUUCUUGCUCAAGACUCUGUGGCUAACACAUUCUUAGUGAUUGUCGAUAACUUUCCUUGUGGCACAGACAAUUCUCAAGCGUGCACUAAGACCGUAACUGUACAUUUCAACACAACUGAUGUACAUUUAAAAAGAGGCAGCUCAGUAGCAAUCAAUGGAGAGGACCUGGCAAUGUUUCCAUAUAAGCAUCACGGUAAAGUUCACUUACUUUCCUAAUUCCUAGUAGUAACAGUAAAGUCUGCGUUCUUGUUGCUCGUUUGGCUACGCAAGUCUGUUAAUAUAAUCUAAUAACCGCCUACUCUUUAUAAACGUCGGAUAUCCUAUUGCCUCCUAGCCUGCGGGCAGGCUAAUUGCCUCCUAGUCAGACGUGAAUUUGUAAUAGGCGCCCCUCUCCACUAAACACCCGUUAUGUAAUAAACAUUUCUCCUUAUAUGCAGGUCUUUUUAACAUUUAAAUGUGAUAAAAAACUCAUUAAUAAUUCAUGAGGAAAAGACAAAGGAAAUUUCCACCGUGUCGGUGGUUCUAUAUAGGAUUAAAAAUCAUGUUAGUUUACAUGAACUUUAGCUUUGAUUUUCUCGUCUUCGACAACGUUGAUUUUUUAAAUUACUUCGCGAAUGAACACAUAAGAUGGGUCGUUUUCAAGCCAUUUAAAAAAUCGCAGUCCUUGCUUUAUAGGACACUCGGCUGUUGCCUCGUGCAUGCUCGUGUUUUAAAUAGUACUUAAACAUAAGAGUAAACCCUUAGCAAAUUAUUAGUCUCUAAGUAUGAGUGUAAUGGAGUGAACUAGCUAUGAAGUUAAAGCUUGACUUUUGUUAUGCUGGGAAGUAUUGUUUAGGAAGACUAAAACUACCGUAUGUAAGUAUAAACGCCCCUCUCUAUCAACUUUCCGGGUCCAAGUCGGGUAAUAAAAGGCACUUUUCGGGUGAAUUACUUCUAGGAAAACGCCAGUGGUCAGUCGGCUUAAAUAACAAAUGCCUUGGGUGUAUUACCAUUUUACAGGUAUCGUCGUGGACAGAUCAUCGUCCCUUAUGACACGUGUCACAUCCGACAUAGGUGUCGAAGUAACAUGGGAUGGCAUUAGCCGUGUCUAUGUCACGGUUCAAAGCUACUGGAGCGGCAAAACUAGAGGUCUUUGUGGGAACUUCAAUAAAAACCAAGACGACGACUUCACUACUAGUGAAAAAAUCAUAGAAACUGAUGUUGCAUUGUUUGGUGAAUCUUGGAAGCUUGACCCUGGUUGUAAAUCGGUUGCUAAAGAUCUAACCCAUCCAUGCACUGUUCAAGUUCAACGAGCAAGUGAAGCGGAAAGAAUGUGUAACAUAUUGAAACGAAAUCCAUUCACCAAGUGUCAUCAUGUGGUUAACCCUGAUGAAGGGUACCUCCAUAGCUGUACAUAUGAUGUGUGUGGGUGUCAGGAUGGCACUAAGUGUUUGUGUUCUGCCAUUGCUCGUAUACCAUGAUUGCGCAAGACAUGGUGUGGAAAUUGAAUGGAGAAAUCCUUCUGUUUUGCCUGAAUGCAGUAAGUGUUAAAGCGAUUAAAAUAGUAGUUAGAGGAUAUUUAAACAUUGUUUUUAAUUAUAUUUGAAGUAACUGUAACAGUGAGGUACCCCAACUAUGACAAUAACAUUUUUGUCUCGCAUUCUUGGUAAUUAACUGCAUUUUUAAUCGCCCUAAGUUAAUAUAAAGUUCCGUUGUUACACGAAGUAGCACCUAAAAUAAAAAUGUUCUUGACGGUAUGAUAAUCAAUAAAUCAGUGUUUUAAUUAUGGUAAAUUAUGUGAACGUUUUUUUGCAUCAUCAGUAGCAUACAGUAUUUCACAAGAAGGUUAUGCCCUCAGAUAUUUCAAAGUUUGAUAUCAAUAAGUAAAUGAAAUACGAAAAUGGCAUAAGUUGAUAAUUUCAGAGUUUCUUGAACAUUCUAAUUCUCUGAAUUUCGUUAUGUCGAUUGCACUUUAUUAAUACAUCUUCUGUGUCUCAAGGUAUUCAUUGCGGAAUUGCUGAUCAAAGUUAUCGCGAGUGUGGCUCAUCUUGUUACAAGAAAUGUCGAGAUCUUUCAAUGAAUACAGACUGUAGUGACGAAUGCUCUGCUGGAUGUUUCUGCCCUAAAGGUUCAAUAUUAAACGAUGACGAUAUCUGUAUCCCAAUAUUUGAAUGUUCAUGUUACUACGAGGGAAAAGAAUACAAACCAAACUCUGUUAUAACGCGAAACCGUUGUACCCAAUGGUGAGUAACGGUAUACAUUAUUUUUAAAAUAAUCGUUUUCUCAACAAACUUUGCAUAAAUGCUGCAAUAGUAAAAAAAUGAAUGGGUAGAUGGGAUUUAGUGAACAGUGGGAUUUUCUUAACGACAAUCGAUGAAACAACAAUGUAACAUUCGGUCACUGAAUGUGACCGGAUGUGAUGUCACGUGCACGUAUAUUUUGUGACAUUAGUGUGAUGUGACUUUAUUACCUUCUUGCAGUAAAUGUGUUAACGGCGUUAUGGAGUGCAAUAACAGUACAUGUUCGGGUAUGUGAUUUUAACUAACAGCACUGAUAAUUUUGAAUACCCAUAUAUGAUUUGGAUUAGCCAUUUCCCAAUGGAGCAGAGGAUUGGGUCUAGUUGAUGUUUGGAGGGACGUUCUGAUAGUGAGCGAGCUAAGUAUAUAUUAUAAAGAUGCCUUAUUAUAAUUGUUGCGUUUCAGGCUGCACAAAUAACUUUAGGAAUGUAGGAAAACGUCCUAGAUGCCAUAUUCGGCAUAUUGUUUAUUUUUUGUCCCUCUAAACAAGCGAUUAGACCCAGACCUCUGCUCGAUUGGGAAGUGGCUAAUUGUACUCAUCUAAAUGGGCACCACCAGAUAUUAGACUAAUCCCCACCAGGUACAAGUCAAACUGUUCCUCCUUAAGAUUGCUUGAGACUAAUCCUAGACCAUAUAAACCCAUCUAAGUAUAUAUUCCUUCAAGUAUUCAAUUUGGCAGGGUUUUCAAUGCCAUAAUUACGUUAGGUUUUUCAUCUAGUUUCGAUAAAACGUUAGUCAAAGCUAAUGGGAAUUUAGAAAUUUGUCUUCAAACUGCAGUACUAAUAAGAAAAUACAGGUCUUGAUGAUAUUUCAGAUAAAGUAUGUCCUAAAGGCCAAGCUUAUGUAACGUGUGGCAAGGAAUGUGCUAAAACUUGCAGUAACCUUCAUUUACCAUGCUCAAAAAAGUCGUGUGAAGAUGGCUGUGUCUGUCCAGAAGGUCAAGUGCUUCAUAAUGGAGAAUGUGUUUCUCCUGAUCAGUGCCCAUGUCAUCGUGGUGGCCGAAGUUAUAAAAACGGUGAAACAUAUCAACAAGACUGCAAUACAUGGUAUGUAGUGCGAACUUGUGCUGUUUUUAACUUAAGCAUUUGUAGAAUGGCAUUUAAAAAAUUUUAUUUGUCUAUGAUGAAAACUUUUGCAUAAUAACGUGAACAUGCAACAACAAUAAAAAACAGUAACAGUUUUAUUGACUGGUGAUAAAUACAACACUACCCAGAAGUCAACAGUCGUUGUCUUUCCUCGAGGCCCAGCCGCGGUGUAGCCUGACAAAGUCCGCGGGCUGCCUGGAGGCCGGCCAAAUAAUCAAAAUUCCCAGAGUAAGACGAAAAUAAUACGACUUUGUCUGCACGACGAACUCAUGUAUGAGAUAUACGGCAGGUAUACGUACAGCAUUGUCAUACCCAAACGUUGUUAAAAUUUGUUUGUAUUGGAGUUCUUCAAAUUUCAUGGCAAAUAUAUUGGCAUGCAAAUUUUCACUGUCGAAGACCACAACUGUUCUGUGUAUGGGUAUGGUUAAUCAUGUUGUUCAUUGCUGGAACUGCACUUUAAUUUUUUUAUUACAUUUUUUCCAUUUCGUAGCACUUGUACUGGCAAAAAUUGGCGUUGUACACAAAAUCAGUGUCCAAAAAGUUGUUCUGUCUACGGUGAUUCACAUUAUACGACGUUUGACAACAAACGGUAUCAAUUCCAUGGAGCUUGCGACUAUACAUUGAUUCAAGAUGGAUGUGGUAGUCAAUCAGACUCGUUCCGUGUCCAGGCUGAGAAUAUACCUUGUGGUAGCACUGGAGUAACGUGUACCAAGUCCAUAACUAUUACUAUAAACGAUACACAGAUAAAUAUGGUCAGAGGAAGUGAACCAACGGUUAGCUCUGUUCCUGGUUCAUCACAGUCUGUACAACAAGCAGAUUUCACAUUGCAGAAAAGUGGACUGUUUCAACUUCUUCGUACAAAGAUAGGAAUAACAAUUGUAUGGGACAUUGGAACAAGAGUAUAUAUCACAUUAGAUACGAGUUAUCGAGGUUUGUGCUAACAUUUGAAUUAAUCUUGAUUACCAAAAGUAGCAAAACAGUCUAAACAUCACUGAGUUUACUAUAUGACAUGUAUAGGCUUCCCUUACUUUGUUCCACUGUGCCUUACAUCGAUCCUUAAUUAGUAACUAGCCAAACAUCGGCCAGCACAAAACUUGUGCUCAUUUACGGUAGGUUCUGUCAAGGAACUACAUUGUAGUGACUGUAUAGUAACUUAAUAAUUAACUUGAACGGUCUGUGACAAGCUUGUAACAAGCUUUCGUUGGUAAGGAUGCAACUACCUAAAAAAUACAUAGAGGAUAAUACACGGCGGCCCGAAGAUAUGACUUUUAUCUUCGAGUUGUGAAAACAAUAUUUUACGAACGAGCGCAUGCAGCGAGUAAGUAAAAUAUUGUUUUUAACACGAGAAGAUAAAAGACAUAUCUUCAAGCCACCGUGUAAUGUUCUGUUUAUUAUACAGCCCCAAGAAAAAAUUGUGAAAUUACACGCUCAAAAGCAAAUUGGAAAAGUCACGUGAUCGAUAUCCUUCACUAGUGCAGAUAUGGAAAAUUUCUCACUGUGUAUUUUUCAGUAUCUCACUCUGUACUAUAUAAUAGAAAACAAAAUUUGGCCUUUCGAGCUUUGUAUUUUUUCAGGUAUACUGUAGUUGCAUUCCUAUACCAACAAAAGCUUGUUGCUGUACAGUAACCAUUAAAGUGGACUAGAUUUGGAGUUCUGAAAACAAUGACCACCAUGCACAUUGUAGCAUUCUUAGUCCUCUUGUUUUAAGAUGGAAACGUCAUAACCUACUCGCAGUUAGAAUUUGUUUCGAACUUCUCUUAGAGUAAUUUCUAUUUGCAAGAACUCCGAAAACGUCAUGAACAUUUUAGGAAAGAUUUGUGGCCUUUGCGGGAAUUAUAAUGAUGACCAGAACGAUGAUUUUACCAGUCCUUCCGGAUCAAUUGAAGUCUCACCCAGUGAUUUUGGUGACACUUGGAGGGUCAAACCAUUCUGUGCUGACGCUAAAACACCAAAACAUCCAUGUAAAAUACACAGAGAACGAGCAGGGUGGUCGAAGAAAACAUGUGGAAUCAUUAAGCAAGAUGUUUUCAAACCCUGCCAUGAUGUGGUAAGAGAUAUUUUAACACUGUCAGUGCAAAUUAGAAUCUCAGUUAUAAUGGAAUAUUUUCGCCAGAGCAUCCAAUAGCUAUGUUUUCAUUUAAACAUUGUGCAAUAUCACGACUGGCAAUUAAACCAACACACUACUAUUGGUUGGUUGGGCGAAAAAACAAUGCACAUGCACGUGACUAUGAACAAACCAUUACUUGCAUAAACCAAAACCAAAACACAGAUAAUGAGGUCUAUAUUUCUAAUUUUCUUAUUCUACCGACUAUGAUGAAUAUUACAAUCAUAAUACGGAUAUUCUCUGAGAUUGCUAUUCUUUUUCCAAUAGGUUAAUCCUGAACGGUAUUUCCAAGCAUGCUAUUAUGAUGCUUGCGGCUGUACACAGGUGGUGAUUGUGAAUGUAUGUGUACAGCCAUUGCUGCUUUGCCAGAGAAUGUAAUCGACAUGGUGUACAUAUCAAAUGGAGAUCACAAGAACUUUGUGGUAAGUUUAAUUUUUUCAAUAUUAACACAUUGAUGGUAUAAUUAUGCAAAGAGUUGUUUCUCGAAACAACUCAUGAGAUUUUCCAUUAAUGAGGCAAUUAUAUCAGUUCGUGCAUAGUAAACGUUAGUGCGUUUCGUGUUUUAUUGCAUCAUAAUGGAUUUUUAAACCAUUACUGCAAAAACUCUACCCUUGACGAGUAAAUCGUCUUGUAUUAGACAGAAUAACAUAAUAAAAUCAGGUACAUUGGGUGCAUUGCAGCAUAAGACGCAUAAUGCAUUGGUCAAUAGUAAUCAAACAAAAUGCCCAGAAUGUCAUUUUCAUUUAAAGUAUUGUGAAAGUAGCUCCCAACUGAGCAGGAUAAUGAUUAUGUUUUUAAUGACGUGAAAAAUGAAAGAUAUAAUUAUGGUGCUUCAGCAUAACCAAAUGUUUUAAUAAAUAUGUCUAAAUAUAUCACUAUAGUUAGAUUGGUAAACAUAUAAGAGGUCGAUGGAAUGCAUGUCUUUGGGAGUUUUGGGAAACACAACUUUCAUAUUUUAUCGGUAAACCGAAAAGUCAAAGAUGAUCGGCAUGGCAUUGUAUUGACCAUCUUCAUCUCUUUUCUUCUUCCUCUCCUUGAAAAUGACUGUCCCAGCCACCUAUCUUAUAGGCACCUUCCUCUCUAAAAUUCAUAGCAUCAUCCAGGUUUGUUUCUUCUUCAACUCAUCCUUUGUCUCCCAACUGUUCUCAUUGUUUCCUGUUGGGUAUCUCCACACUAACGUGACUGUAUCGUCUUUCUUUUCAAUAAGCAGACAAUUUCAUAAUAAUGACGAGUACUUAUUCGUCGGUUUGUAUAGUGAUCCAUAUUAUUAUAUUUCCAAUGAUGACUAUCUUUGCUUGGAGAUCAAAAUAUACGCCAAGCCAAUAUGCGUAGGUUGUCUUCAAAAACUAAAUGAAGUAAUAGCUUGAAAUCUAAGCGGACAAUGUAAUCUAUUGUAAAUAAGUAGUUUUCAUGGUUAACUACCAAAUUUGGUAAGUUUCUAUAUGAUUAUGUUUUCUAUUACUAAUGCAAGGCAAUGUUUUGAUUAAACAGCUGUGCAGUGUGAAGGAGGAAAGAUCUACAAGCCAUGUGGUCCAGCAUGUGCAAACACGUGCUCAAGUUCUUGUGAUCAAAAUUCAGUUUGUCCUGUGGAUUGUGUCGAAGGUUGCCACUGUCCUGAAGGCACAGUGGAGCACAAUGGAAAAUGCAUACAGCAGGAAAACUGCCCGUGCAUCGUUGGUGGGAAAGCGUAUAAUGCCACUGCAUUUGUUAUUAAGAAUUGUCAGAGAUGGUAAUUAAUAUUUGUUUAUUUCAUGCAGUAAUAUGGCAUAUUCAUGAAAACAGUGCCGUAUAUUUAUACGCAUUUCUUCAAUUAAUACAUAUUGAGAAAUACAUGUCAAAGAAUGACUACACUGAGUAACAUAAUUGAGUAUGUUGCUUCCUGGUAUUCUGGUAUUCUAAUAAAAAACGGUUAACAUAACUAUUAAGAGAUAUAAAAUUCCUUUUUCAAAUGCUUUGUGAAAAAGAUGAUUUAAUCAUUCUCAUUCCAGCGUCUGUAGAAAUGGUUGCCUUAGCUGCACUGGUCCAACAUGUACCACAGCAGGUAAGAUAUUUUGUCAAUAUGAGUCACUAUACAUCAAAGUCUAAACUGCACUGUUAACUAGUAUUUAAUAAAUAUUGCUGAAACCUAUCAUUUGUUUAUAUAAAACUAUAGAUUUCGAGCAGAUGCGUGUAACUAAUGUCACUGCCACCUGAUCAGUCGAUCAAUCUGUUUAAUGUUUCACUUUUAUACAACUAUUUGUUUAAUAGUUCCUUCCACAACUCCAGUUCUACAACAAGCAGUACAACGGGCUCAACCACUCUAACUAGUAUAGCACCAAGUACAACCGGCUCAACAAUUCCACCUAGUACAACACCAAGUACAACUGGCCCAACAACUCCAGCUAGUACAACACCAAGUACCACUGGCUCAACCACUUCUUAUACUGCUUCAAGCACCAAACCGCCUGUGAAACCAGAGAGCACCACUGCUUCAACUCCAACUGUAAGUACCACUGGAUCAACCACUCCUUAUUCAGCUUCAAGCACCAAACCGCCUGUGAAACCAGAAAGUACCACUGCUUCAACUCCAACUGUAAGUACCACUGAAUCAACCACUCCUUAUUCAGCUUCAAGCACCAAACCGCCUGUGAAACCAGAAAGUACCACUGCUUCAACUCCAACUGUAAGUACCACUGGAUCAACGACUCCUUAUUCAGCUUCAAGCACCAAACCACCUGUGAAACCAGAGGGUACCACUGCUUCAACUCCAACUGUAAGUACCACAGAAUCAACCACUCUUUAUUCAGCUUCAAGCACCAAACCGCCUGUGAAACCAGAAAGUACCACUGCUUCAACUCCAACUAUAAGUACCACUGGAUCAACGACUCCUUAUUCAGCUUCAAGCACCAAACCACCUGUGAGACCAGAGAUUACCACUGCUUCAACUCCAACUGUAAGUACCACUGGAUCAACGACUCCUUAUUCAGCUUCAAGCACCAAACCACCUGUGAAACCAGAGAGUACCACUGCUUCAACUCCAACUGUAAGUACCACUGGAUCAACGACUCCUUAUUCAGCUUCAAGCACCAAACCACCUGUGAAACCAGAGAGUACCACUGCUUCAACUUCAACUGUAAGUACCACUGGAUCAACCACUCCUUAUUCAGUUUCAAGCACCAAACCACCUGUGAAACCAGAGAGUACCACUGCUUCAACUCCAACUGUAAGUACCACUGGAUCAACCACUCCUUAUUCAGCUUCACCUUCAAGCACCAAACCGCCUGUGAAACCAGAGAGCACCACUGCUUCAACCUCAACUGUAAGUACCACUGGAUCAACCACUCCUUAUUCGGUUUCAAGCACCAAACCACCUGUGAAACCAGAAAGUACCACUGCUUCAACCACCACUCCAACUGUAAGUACCACUGGCUCAAAACCUACGCCAGUAACACCAACAACAUGUCCGAAGAAAUGCGGACCAAACUUCCUCUGUCUUAUUGUAAACUUGAGUUACGCCGAAGCUUGGUUUCCAUUAAAUCGUAAUUAUCGCAAAAACCGCAUCGCAAGCGUCGCAACGAUUUUAAAAGCGCGAAAUUUUUAAUAAAAACUGCGAUUUAUUGGAAACUUGAGUCACGCCAAUAACUAAGACUCUUACGACAACGUCGCAAAGAUUACUGCGAUUUUUGCGAUACGGAAUUUCCGUUGUUUUCAAACCACUGCCUUGCAAGCUAAUCUUUAAUUUACUUACCUUAUUUUCAGGCAUUUUUUACCUAUAGUGCCGUGGCUGCUAAAUUACUCUAACAGUAUGCAUAUUGAUGAACGUUUCGCAGCUAUCAUGCAAUUCCCAUCCGCGACUCUACACAAACAUAUUUUUUGCUUAGCGUUAUGCAGGGCCGCGCAGAGGGGGGGGGGCAAAGGGGGCAAAUUGCCCCGCGCCCCGAGUUGCUGGGGGCCCCUGAAAAAUUUUUGUUGUGCCCCAGCCUUUUUUGUGUGUUAAAUAUUUCCGCGCAAAGGACAAAAUACCGAAUUUUGGCAUAGAAAACUGAGAUAAAGUCCCUCGAAAGCAAUAGCAACGUACUCGUCCGGAAAAAUUUUGUAAUCCGGAAAAAAAUUUUUACCCCUAAAAUGGUACACUGACCGAAAAAGUUUUGGCGACGGGGGGGGGGGAGGAGGUUGUUGUCCGGAAAAAAAAUGUUCCGGGAAAAUUUUUUUAGAUAGGGCCCCUAAAAAAAAAUUUGCCCCGGGCCCCCGCCAACCUCUGGGCGGCCCUGGAGUUAUGACACCUAAAUGACUCUAACAGAGCACGAUGUCGGUCUCAUAACUAUUAUAUGCAAUUUUUGUCAGGUUUGUGAUGGUAGUGACGACUGUGGUGGGACAGAUGAAAUAAAUUGUACUAAAACUACUGCAAGACCACCAAACAUUACAACAACAGCAAUAACGCCAUCAUCAUCUCCGACUCCAACGACUCCUUGUCCUAGUGACAUGGUAAGAAACAAUACAUCAUAUUAUUAUUAUUAUUAUUAUUAACUCCUAUUAUAAGAACGGUAACCCUUCAACACUCCUAGGUAGUUGAUUUCCAAGGGGCCGUUUAAAAUAUUUACAAAAUACUAAAAAGUUAAAAAUAACAUUAUUUACAUCACAAAAACAUAAUUAGGAUUUAACAUGCAAGAAAUGUUGUCAAAAAGAAAGAUAUUUACAGAAUAAUACAAAGUAACUUAAUUAAAAUGCAGGAAAUAUCAAAUAUAGAAAAAUAUUUACAGAAGAGAAUCACGUAUUAUUUGCGGUCGAGAGCAGCCUUAAAUUGUCCAAUUGUCAUAUUUGUUGCUUUUGUAUUAUUUGACGUUUUAAUAUUUUGACUCUAAUAUUUGACUGUCAGUUUUAUACUGUUUUAAUAUUGUCUACUACGUAAAUAAAUUCUGAAACAUAACCUUUUUGUCGAUUAGUAAAAGUUGUGAUAAUUAAUAAAAUGAACGGGUGUACUGUAUCUGAUAAUUAAAGAGAAAAUAAAUGAUUAACAAUUAUCAAUGAGCUUUAAAGUUUGUGAGUUCACCGCAACCAGGUAUAAUAUGAGUCAUGUUUUCGCUCGCGCUACUCUAAAUGAAUGAAACGCCCAGUCGAAUUGCAUUACCGACCCGACGUUUCUACAUCAGGGAUGAUUUAUAUACCAAUUAUUAAUGAGGUCCAACAUACAUAUAAAAUAUUGGAGUCCUAUACUCUGUAGAAUUUGAUAGGUAACUCCCAAGAUACAUUUAAAGCUUCCUUCUAACAUUCAUUUUGCUUAAUAUUCUUUCUACUGUUUUAUUAUUAUUUAUUGUAGGUUUUUACAGAUUGCCGUCCCAAAUGUAUUUCCUCGUGUCAAUAUAUGGGUGCUUGCCAGUCUAACGAUUACCAACCUCCGAGUAACAAAGACCUCUGCAAACCAGGAUGCGUUUGUCCAAGUAAUACAGUCCAUAAUGGAAGUCAUUGCGUUCGGCCAGUGGAAUGUCCUUGCAAACAUAACGGUUCCUACAUUGAGCCACUCAAAUCCUGGACAAGUGGAUGUGAUAUAUGUUCUGCUGGAAUAACAGUGUCACUUGUGAGCCUAAACCUUGUCCAACUAUCGGAAAUUGUUUCCCACCAUUAUUCAAAAUUGUGAUGAAAAAUUGUUGCCCCAAGUGCAUCGAGUAUGUACAACCCCCUCCUGUCACACCAUUCUGUCCGAGUAAUGAGUAUAAAUGCUCGAGCGGGAAAUGUAUUUUGAAGAGCUGGUUUUGCGACAAAGAACAGGAUUGUCCUAGUGGCGAGGAUGAAGUUAACUGUACAAAUAUUACUCCUUCUUGUCAGGAUUCCCUUGGAGUUGGUAAGUCCUAGCCUAUAUAAAGUAUAAGUGUUAAUUGUUUCGUUUUUUAUGAAAGAAACUGCCUCAUUCGGUAAACAUUAUUUGCAAUUAAUUGAAAACCUUAUAAAAAAAUCAAGUUGGCUUUCUUUCAGUUUUUUUUUAAUACAUUAGUUUUGAUUCGUUUCUUAUGUCGGCUAAACAUGUUUUGUGCAGUUUUGUUUUUGGUUUGUUUGCUGUAAAUUUUCAACAUGUAUACUUUCAGUGCGAUACUCCGAGUGACCAGCACCUACUAGGCUGGUAAGCUCAAAAUUGCUUGACUGCUGUGAGUAUAUCGUCCCCGGGACCUUUGUUUUACGAAUCCAACAAUCAUUAGUCUUGCCUUGGUUUUGUUUUCUUGUGCUUUUGUUUUUUCUUGAUUCUACUUUACUUUCCCUCAGCGAGCUGUUUUUCUUUGUUGUAUAUUCGAGUUCAACUUAUGUAUUUCUCAUAUUGAUUCAUUCGUUUAUUGUUAGAACGAAAUGGUGCCAUUCCUGAUGAGAACUUCGCAUCAUCAUCAAUAUUCAUGAAUAACAGGUUUUGGAGUGCCAGCGAGGGUCGCCUCAACAAUACUCAUAUUCUCAACAAAGGUUCAGGUGUAUGGUGUGCUUCCAGUGAUGAUAAGACACCUUGGUUAAGCGUGAAAUUGCUAGAAACUGCGCAAGUGACACGGAUUGCUAUUCAAGGAUCACCGAAAAUCUAUGCAAAACUGGUGAAAAAGUACAAGAUAAGCUACAGUAUGGACGGUAAAAAUUGGAUUUUUUAUCAAGAAAACGGUGAAGAGCAUGUAAGUAACCAAUGACUAAAUACUCUCCCACACACAACGCUAUAUACAUCGAUAGCACUAGUAAGCAAACGGAAACUGGGGGUUUAACUCUUGGUUUGACCGUUGAGCUUCCUAACUGAUCAUGAUUGGUACAUUGGUCUAUUAGACCCAUUUUUAUGGCCGUUCAAAGCAAGGGGUCAUCAUGUCUGCCAGUGGCGUAGUAAACUCGAUAAUUGGGGGGGGGGGGAAUAUUCAUAUAUUCGUGUUCACAGACCUUAAAAACAAUUGAUUUCAAUUAGCCCCCCCCCGCCAAUUAUCGAGUUUGGUACGCCACUGAUGUCCACCGAUAUGCAACGUAACUAUCACAAGAAUUUAAUGAUCGAUUGGGAGAACCAGCAGACAUUUAACCUAGUAUCAAAAUUUAUCACUUAGGUUAGUGAAUAUUCGAUGCCCGACAUGUCUAUUGUAUUUGGGACAUCCUGUAGUAUAUUAUUUCUGACCAUUAUUCCUUGUAGAUAUAUAAUUGGUCUUACUUUUGCUAAAACAUUGUAUUUCCUAUCAUGAUCUUCAGGCCCACAGAGCUUCAUUAGCUAUUAUUCUCACUGUUAAAGAUCCCGGCACAGCUUUCCCAAAUCAUGUGAUGAUUUCACCGAAGCAAGUCAAUUCUGUUUAUUGCUUGAGUUCAUACGUACUGCAUUUCACUGUCCUCAUUAUGGGAAUGAAUUAUACGUUUAGAUUUUCAAUGGAAGUGUUUAUGCCAGCGUAACGACAUAUAAUAAAAUACGUCAUCCAUUUGUGGCUCUUUACGUUAAAAUUUUGCCAGUUGAAUGGGGAUCAAAUCCUUGUUUACGACUUGGCUUAUUUGGAUGUGCAUUCGAAGUGACAACAACGCCAGCACCAACAACCAUACCUACAACUCCAGAGAAGUGUAAAGAGUUUGAAUGUGAUAAUGGUAAGAAAACAUUUUAAACCAAUCCAGUGGCGAAUUACCCAGUGGGCUGAGUAGACUGAAUCCUACAGGCGCAAGCCUUCACGAGGCCCGUGAUUUUCAGAUAAUGCACUUUUUAUUAAAAUUACUAUAUUUUUGUCCUUAGUUAAGCAAUGAGAUAUUGGUAUGCUUAGUAGCCAAAUCCAAAAGCUAUAAGUUCCUUGGGUGUUGACCUUUACCGUAGCGUCUACACGCAAUUUAACUGUGCAAUGUUCAACACUCAUGAAGUACAGCAUAAUAAUUCGUGGAUAUUUUCGCAGACAUUCUCAAUCAAAAUAAAGGAACGGGAGGAGCGCAAACGUCGACAAGAUUGGCGUAGUAGUGGUGCCAUCAAAUCAUGAUUCAAAAAUCAGAAUCAUUCCACAAAUUGCAUUUUCAUAGUUUCACGGUCUUCUCCCAAGUACUCAUUGUUCGACUUAUUUUAAUUUUUCUGGAAAAGACCUUUUAUCUUUUUAUAGGAAAGUGUAUCAACAGAAAAUACGUCUGUGAUAAGUAUGAUGACUGUGGUGACAAUUCUGAUGAAGGAAACGACUGUCCUAUAUGUCGUCCUACUCAGUUCCAAUGUAAAAAUGGCAAAUGUACUAGCAAACAGAAUGUGUGUGAUGGAGUCAAUGACUGCGGGGAUAAUUCCGAUGAAUACCAGAACUGUACAUGUUAUGAGUUUACUUGUAGUAAUAAGACGUGUAUAACCUUCAGGUUAGUCUUCUUUAAAUGCAUAUAUGACAUGAAAGUGUUUAUUUUUUAUCUUGUUUCUAUGUUUCCUUGUUGGGACAUUUCAUUUCGUCUAAUAAUGCAAUGCAACCAACGUGGUGUCAUAUUGAUGUCAUUUACAUCUGAUGAGAUAUCAGUGAAGAUUCAUACCUCGUUUCAUCAAUCAAAAUUAUUUAAAGUGCGAUACUAAUGAGAUAGCUCAGUUUUUCAAACUGACUUAGCUUGUUUAUUUCUUGAGAUAUUUAACAAUGUUUGAUACACAAAUUGCCCUAUGACGUCAAAUGCAUAAUCGUUUUAUGAAAAACGUUUACAACCCUUAUCGAUAAUUGAUUCAAAUUUGUUGACGUACAACAUAUCUUUGUAGAUCGACCAGCAGUUCAUAACACAAAAUGUACGGUUUUAUAAUUUCGACCCAAGAUAUCCCGAGAUCUGGAAAUAUUUUCAGAAAUUGUAUAUAAAAAAUUGUUAGUCGAAAACUAUUAAGCAAGUUGAAAGAGUUUAACAAAGUAUCUUAUGUGGUCAUUUUGUUUUUUUACAAUGCAAUCAUAAAAAAUGGCGUGAAAUUUCGUUGCAUAGCACUUGAAAGUCUGAUAUCUUUGUGAGUAUUUAAUAAAAUUCAAUGAAACUUGGUACAUUAGUGGGUGCACCCAUAUAAACAUUUUUGCUAGGUCAUGUAGUUGUCAUGGUAAUAUUUACUAAUCUAUGUAGUAAUCCUCAAUCUCUUUCCUUACUUUUCACAAAUUUCUUCAAAUUUCAACUUACGUUUCUAAGCACUUUAAUGCAAACUAAGAAGUAAAACAUUCACUGAAAAUAUUCAUAUUAAAUUAUGAUACUACUUUAUUAAAAUCUUUUGUGAAAUUAAUUAGCGAUAUUAAUAAUUAUUUUAUUACAACGACGUUUUGAUGCUUCUUGCAUCAUUUUCAGUUAAAGAUAAGAAUUAUUCGUGUUUAUGUGUUUAGCUUUAAUUAUAAAGGUUCACGUGUUCGUGUCACGUAAACAAAUCAUUUGCGCAAGCAGGCAAAAUAUUUUACUAAAUGCACAAGACAAAAAAAUACAAAAAUAUUAAAAACAUUUAGCUAUUUACACAUAAGACAAGCACAACAAACAAGAUUAACAAAUUAAUAUUAAGCAAAUAGCUUAGAACGUAUCGAGUCAGACUGAGUGUUCAAAGAUGGCUUCAGUUCCCUACAGAGGCGUAGCCAGGGCUACCCCCCUGGCAAAAGUCCCCCCCCCUGAUAAAAUGUAUUGUAUAAAAAGGGAAUGCUUGAUUAUAUAGCUUCAUGCUGUCAAUGAUGCAAACAUUCUGUAGAAUAUAUGCUUUGCUGCGCAUCGGUGUGAAACCUAAAAUCUUGUUCGCUUAUUUGCAGCACACAACUUGAAACACAUACCUUUUCUAACCCUAAAUAUUAAUAUGUAUUAAAUGAGGGUUAGAUGAAGUUUAAACUAAUCUGGCUUUUUUACCAGUGAAUUUUUAACGCGGGCUCGGUGAAAAAUCACAUGUGUCGAUAAUUAAUUUUACCCAGCACUGCACAGAAUGCCUUGCGCGAACUUUGCGUCUCGAGCCACUGGCGGCUUGGCCCCACCUGGGUUUUUGCUGCCCUCCCCCCUGACCAAAAAUUCUGGCUACGCCUCUGGUUCCCUAAUGUAAAGCAUCUCGUAGAGUAGGCACUCAUACUUCCCUCGACACUUGAGCAGAAUUGAAAAGCAGUUUUCAGAAUUGAAAAGCAGUUUUUUAAUGCGCCCGUGGGUGGCUGCAAAAUAUUUUAGCUCCUCAGUUUUUAAAGAUUCCGUCGUUUAUUUACUAUUUGUCGGUUGGAUUUAACUGAUACUUAACUGAUACGAGAAGAAUUUGUCUUAAUGCCUCACAACAUGCUGGUUUAUUCGAGAAAUAUACUUAUUUCGAUCUCAAAUCUUGGCAAGUUGACGUAUAAUCGUUUAACGGGACAUGGAUCAGUGAAUCGGCAGCUAUCAAGCGAAGUCUUGAAAAAACUUAAGUUCUACGGUAUAUUGAACCUUGUAAGAGGUCAACGAGGAGGUAAUCAUUAGUAUAGAACCGGUUGCACGACGUAAAGGACAUGUUUUAUCAAAGCAAUACGGUGUAAACCGAACGAACUUAUUACAUAUUCAAGUUUCGGCUACAAGAACAAUUAACGGCACUGAAGCUGAACAAAACCAUAAUAGCUAUUAUUCCAAAAUGGAAAAAAAAAUGUUUCCCCGGUUUAGUUUGAUGAAUGUUCGCUCAUUAUUACCGAAGAUCGAUGAACUCUCCGCGCGCAUAUCUUUCCAACCUACAAAUGUUAUAGCUAUUACAGAGUCUUGGUUAAGUGAGGACAUUGAUGAUAAUUUACUCUCUAUCGAAGGUUUUAACAUCUACCGAAAGGACAGAGCCUUUGGUCGAGGUGGCGGUGUUUGCGUUUAUAUAUCAUCCGAUAUCCCCAGUAAAAGAAGGCUAGAUCUUGAAAAUGCAGCGUUUGAAUGCUUGUGGAUCUGGCUUCGCCCAACUCGCCUUCCUCGCCCUUUGUCAGGCAUAAUUUUGGGAGUUGUUUACAGUCCCCCGGGUAUUUCCGCGCAGGAAGGGUCAGACUUAAUAGAACAUAUCAUUGACAGUUUAGACCAGAUUUGUUCAGCAUUUCCGGACUGUGGCAUUGUAAUCACUGGAGACUUCAACAUGUUAAACAUUGCUGACCUCCUUUCCAGUCACAACCUAAAACAAGUAGUUCGGGAACCAACGCGUGGCAAUAACAUCUUGGACUUAAUAAUAACCAAUAUGUCCCACUUCUACAGCACUCCUACGGUAACUGCACCUUUGGGCAGAUCUGAUCAUCAUGUUAUCAAUUGGAGUAGAAAUACCGACAGUGCUGCUUGUUUGAUAAAGAAAGGAAUAACAAAACGUAAGGUGCGUCGCUUUACCCAGUCAUCGUGUGCGGCGUUUGGAAGAUGGUGCAGUGACCACGUAUGGUUUUCUGAUGUUCAGCAUCCCGAUUCUGCCACCGCUUUGGCUUCUUCUUUAACAUCUGAACUUAGCUCCGCCAUUGACCUCUUUUUCCCUACCAAAACCAUUAAGAUUCAUGCAACUGACAAACCAUGGAUGACGCCAAUGUUGAAACAGUUGAUUAUCCAAAGACAGCGUGCAUUCCACAGCGGCGACCGUGCAGUUUGGUUACAUCAUAGGGAUAAGGUACAAAGAGAAAUUUCAUCACAAAAGCAUACGUAUUACGCCAGGAAGAUUCAAAAUCUAAAAAAUAGCAACCCAAGGCAAUGGUGGAACUACAUUAAACAGAUCACCGGUAAGGAAAAGUCAACGCCUAAUUUUGACAUUACCAGCGAUGGGGUACCAAUGUCCGAUCUUGAGUUGUGUGGUAAACUAAAUGAGCACUUUUUAUCAGCCAGCGCUGACCUUCCUCCUCUCGACCUUGGUACUUUGCCUGCGUACCUUCCAGCUCCCGAACCCCCACCAUCUAUCUCAAUCGCACAGGUCUGUUUUAAACUGCUCAAAAUAAAGGCAUUUAAAUCCAACGGCCCUGAUUGUAUUCCUAAUCGAGUGCUUAGUCAAUAUGCUCAAGAGUUAGCUGAUCCGGUGGCCAAAAUCUUCAACAAGUCUUUAUUGCACUCUGAAUUCCCUAUACCUUGGAAAGAUGCUAACAUCGUCCCAAUCCCGAAAGCCCAACCGAUAACGUGUGAGGAUGAAACCCGUCCAAUUGCCCUCACUGCCACUCUGUCAAAAGUUUUGGAAGACUUCGUUGUUACCUGGAUGAUUGAUGAUGUCAAAGACAAAAUCGAUCCGAAGCAAUUUGGUAGCUUAAGGGGAUCUUCUACAACAUUCUCCCUUAUUGAUAUGAUUAACAACUGGUUGCAGGCACUGGAUAGCCCAAAACGGUAUCUACGUAUUUGUUUUUUGGAUUUCUCCAAAGCUUUUGACAGAAUCAACCAAUAACAUUUUGAUUGCGAAACUCAUAGCCCUUGGAGUAAGAAGAUGUUUGAUCCCAUGGAUAUGUGAUUUUCUUUCAAAUCGUCGUCAGGCAGUGAAAAUUAA
This is a messenger RNA of Paramuricea clavata, 31882 nucleotides long. Lineage: Eukaryota; Metazoa; Cnidaria; Anthozoa; Malacalcyonacea; Plexauridae. The record is from the annotation of a GenBank genome assembly.